Messenger RNA from Torulaspora globosa, 885 nucleotides. It is a transcript of the gene SFH5, whose product is annotated as Sfh5p. Gene Ontology annotation, cellular component: plasma membrane; cytosol; cortical endoplasmic reticulum. Lineage: Eukaryota; Fungi; Ascomycota; Saccharomycetes; Saccharomycetales; Saccharomycetaceae. Bases 1 to 885 code for a protein of 294 amino acids. The record is from RefSeq and is a predicted model, not a curated record. The transcript has a single exon. Gene Ontology annotation, molecular function: phosphatidylinositol transfer activity. Gene Ontology annotation, biological process: Golgi to plasma membrane protein transport; regulation of exocytosis.
AUGGUGAGCUUCUCAAAUUCAGAGGAGCAGGAGAUAUUUGAGCGUGUAUUUGCCGAAAUUCCUUCGUUAAUCAAGGAUAAGUGUGACGGCUACGAUGAGUUAUACGGCUACAAGUUGAACCCUGACGACGAAGAUGCUACAGCCUCAGCAUUCUACAAAAAGAAUGUUGCUGAGGCAUUGAUACUCAAAUUGUGCAAGGCUUAUAGGUUUCAGCAUGAGGAGAUCGUCAGCAACUUUGUCAAAAUCAUGAAAUGGAGAUCUGAAUUUAACCCUCUAAGUGCAGCCUUCUUGGAAUCACACAAUAAAGAAUUACAGGAGGUUGGUAUUCUUGCCUCAUAUCCUGAAGGCGAACCAAACAACAGGGUUGUGACGUGGAAUCUUUAUGGGCAUUUAGUAAAGAAGAAGCAUUUAUUCAAGGACGCUGACAAGUUCGUUCGUUACAGAAUUGGGCUUAUGGAAAGGGGCUUACGUCUCCUAGACUUUCUUGACAGUGAAAAUGACUACAUGACCCAGGUACAUGAUUACAAAGGAGUUUCUGUGUUACGCAUGGACAGUGACAUCAAGAAAUGCACCAAGCAGAUCAUUGCUAUUUUCCAACAAAACUAUCCUGAACUGUUAUUCGCUAAGUACUUUGUGAACGUUCCUACGCUUCUUCAAUGGUUUUACGAUAUAGUGAAGGCCUUUGUUGAUAAGGAGACUAUGAAGAAGUUUGUUGUGUUGAAUGAUGGGUCCAGGCUGGGAAAUUACUUACAACAUUGCCCAAAGAAUCCGUAUGGUGGUUUAGACGUCAAGAACACAUUGCAGGAAGAAAACGUUGCAGAGGUUAGGCCCACCGAGUAUGCGCUUUACCUCCUUGAGAAGCAAAAUAACGAGGAUAUCGAUUGA